AUGUCUGGAUACAAGGUGACUGAGGAAUCAACAAGAAGACGUGCUCUGCUGGACCUCAUAUUUGCAAAGAAGGAAGAACUUGUUGGGGAAGUUAAGGUAGGGGGCAGCCUUGGCCGCAGUGAUGAAAAGAUGGUGGAUUUCAAGAUCUUGAGCAUGAGGAACAAGACAAAAAUCAGCAUUGCAACCCCGGAGUCAGCAUGGAUUCACAAAGGGGAAACUAAUUACUCACCUGAUACACACACCUUGCAAUGUUACACUUGCCGUGAACCUACUGCUGUUGAUAAGUGCCUGACAAUCCAGAACUGCGCAAAGAACGAAACGAUGUGCAAGACAACCAUGUAUUCCCUGGAGGAUGUUUAUCCCUUCAUAGGAAUCUCAACCGUCACCAAGAUGUGCUCUGCCAUCUGCGUCCCAUCUGAUGUGGAUGGGAUUGGCAUGACGCGCCCCGUCUCCUGCUGUUACUCUGACUUGUGCAAUGCUGAUGCCGCAGCUAGUUUGAGGAUCAGCUUUUUGCCAGUUGGGGUGCUAGCAAGUUCCCUUUGUGCCCUCUUCUGGACUAGACUGUGA
This is a messenger RNA of Opisthocomus hoazin, 567 nucleotides long. NCBI's taxonomy places the organism in Eukaryota, Metazoa, Chordata, Aves, Opisthocomiformes, Opisthocomidae. The record is from RefSeq and is a predicted model, not a curated record.